AUGAAUCUACAAUUAAAAGUGCAAAAAGAUGUUCUUCUUUUGUUUCUUUACACUAUUGUUUGCAACUUGGUGUUAAUUAGUGCAGGAGCUACUGUAGGGUAUUCCUCCGUAGUGCUUCCUAUACUAACGGAUAACACAUCUAUAACGGAUAAUACAAUAACUUUAAACACAAUGGAAUCAUCUUUAUUCGUAUCUAUAUUAUCUAUCAUCAUAACAAUUGGUUGCUUCCUAAGCAUUAUUAUGAUGAAUUAUGGGAGACGACGUACAAUGAUAGUGUGCGGUGUUAUCUUUUCUUUGGGAUGGAUCUUGAUGGCGACUAGUUAUAAUGUAAUACAACUCUUUGUCGGUAGGAUACUAACAGGAUUUGGCUAUGGUUUAUGCACAACUUCCGUUGGAAUUUAUUUGGCAGAAAUUUCUAUACCUUCAUGGAGGGAAGUCAUUACGGUUACUCCGAAUGUAGCUCUUACCAUCGGAAUUCUAGUCGUUUACCUUCUAGGGUAUGUCAUAGAGAAUAAUUGGAGAUUGAUGGCAGCUGUUUUCAGCAUUCCUUCGAUAUUAUUUGUGCUAUGCAAUAUCUUUUUUAUCUGCGAGAGUCCUGAGUGGUUGCUUUUAAAGGGCCAAAAGGAGAAAGCUAAGAUCGCUCUACUUCGUAUUCGCGGUUUGCAUCAGGAAACGAUUGAGUUCCAAGAAGAGUUUUCUAAAAUGGUGAACUAUAUUGAGCUGUCAAUAUCUCAAAAUUGUCAAAUAGAUUCCUCAUCAACUAAAGAAUUCGGAUGGAGAUCGUUUCUUAAUCGUAACGUGUGGGGCAUGCUGACGAAAAUCCGAAGAAUGAUCGUUUUACCAGAAGUGUGGAAGCCUUUUGUGAUACUAAAUCUUUAUUUACUUUUUCAAAAGUUUUGUGGGCUGUACGUGAUUAUAUAUUACACCGUCGAUAUUAUUACCAGGCUCAAAAUCACAAUAGACCCCUUCCUCAUCACCGUCAUAGUAGGGACAAUCCAAGUGAUAGGCAACAUGAUUGCUGCAUGCUUCAGCAAGAGAAUCGGUCGUCGAAUAAUUUCUAUUGUGUCCGGUACUGGUAUAUCUAUCUCUUUGGGCGCAUUAGCAAUCUACCUGCAAUUUUUUGAGACUACUGGCAUUACGGUUGUUCCCCUCGUUUGCUUUCUCUUAUAUGUGGGUUUUGGUGCAUUCGGAUUUUUUUCGAUGCCUUUGGCAAUGAUUCCGGAACUGUAUCCCAGCAAGUAUGUAAACGUUUUGGGACAAAUUACCAAUGCUAUCUCUCUGUUGAGCAGUUUUGUAAUCGUACAAUUAUACCCAACGAUGGUAACGCAUGAUAGAAAUGCUACUAUUUAUUUUUACUGCGUAAUAGCUAUCAUAGCUACUGUUUUUCUAACGAUUACGUUACCGGAGACACUGGGAAAAACGAAAACACAAAUAGAAGAAGCCUUUAAGGACAAGUUGAAGAUAAAUGAAACUUUUAAAAAAAUUGAAGAUGCAUGCUAA
Wasmannia auropunctata (little fire ant) is the source of this 1500-nucleotide messenger RNA. RefSeq names its product facilitated trehalose transporter Tret1-like. Gene Ontology annotation, biological process: transmembrane transport. Gene Ontology annotation, cellular component: membrane. Bases 1 to 1500 code for a protein of 499 amino acids. The transcript has 7 exons. The record is from RefSeq and is a predicted model, not a curated record. Gene Ontology annotation, molecular function: transmembrane transporter activity. NCBI's taxonomy places the organism in Eukaryota, Metazoa, Arthropoda, Insecta, Hymenoptera, Formicidae.